This is a messenger RNA of Syngnathus typhle (broad-nosed pipefish), 3071 nucleotides long. It is a transcript of the gene ttyh3a, whose product is annotated as tweety family member 3a. The coding region runs from base 388 to 1941 and encodes 517 amino acids. Gene Ontology annotation, molecular function: intracellularly calcium-gated chloride channel activity; volume-sensitive chloride channel activity. NCBI's taxonomy places the organism in Eukaryota, Metazoa, Chordata, Actinopteri, Syngnathiformes, Syngnathidae. Gene Ontology annotation, cellular component: plasma membrane. The transcript has 14 exons. The record is from RefSeq and is a predicted model, not a curated record.
GAGGGGGCGGAUGUGGGCCAGCCGAGCGAGCUCGAGAGGAUUUGUCAGCUCAGCUGGCUGAGUGUGGUAAUCAGCCGCCGGGUUUGAGCAAGACGACGGUCCGAGUCUAUGGAAGCUGAUCGCCCGCAUGUCGAGGCAAACCCAUCGCACCGGAAUUAAAAGUUCUCGUGACCAUCCUCGCAGGCUGUUCUUGUCGACUCCACGACGCAGGAUGUAAACAAACAACGGCGCACAAUGACGAGAGGAACAAAAGAGACUUGUUUUCUUCGUCUAACCAGUAGCUAACCCGGCUAUCAUUAGCCAAAGUAACUGGGACCGAGAACGUGCUUUUAAGGAUUUGCAUUCAAGUCUAUCUAAAUCUGACCUGGCUUGACUUUUCAAUUGGCCAUGGCAACUGUGGUUGGUUACACACCACCGUGGUGGGUCAAUCUGCUGCACCGACUGCCACAUUUCAACUUCAAUUUUGAGCAAACCAGCAGCGACUUCCAGCCGUGGAAUCCGAAGUAUCAAGAGUCUAUCCUGUUACUGGGAGGUGUGGCGCUGGCCUGUCUGACUUUGGACUUGCUGUUCCUGCUCUUCUACUCCAUUUGGCUGUGCUGCCGGCGUACCAAAAACCGGGACCAACCCCCGGCCGACUGCUGCUGCACCACCUGGUGCGUCGUCAUCGCCACACUCGUGUGCAGCGCGGGCAUUGCCGUAGGUUUCUAUGGCAACGGCGAGACUUGCGACGGAGUGAAUCGUCUGACUUAUUCCCUGCGCCAUGCAAAUCACACAAUCGCUGGAAUGCACACGCUGGUGUUCGACAGCACGUCCUCACUGAACAGGCUAGUAAGUGAAAACCUGAAGAUGCUCGGGGGCCAGUACUCGGAGGACGAGAACGUGUUGUACACCAUCCAAACAAUGCAAGGCCAGAUGGACGAGCUGGUCAGACAGAUGGCGACCAUCCCCUUCGACAGUUUCUCUCUGGAGGCGCUGGCGGUUAAGAUUGAGCUGUUUGACUGGUACAGGUGGGUGGGCUAUCUCUGUCUGCUGCUAUUGGAUGUCCUCAUUUGUCUUCUGGUGCUGUUGGGCCUCAUUCGCAACUCCAAGGAAACGCUCUUUGGGGUGUGCUUAUUGGCGGUUGUGGCUCUGGUGGUCAGCUGGUCCUCACUGGCGCUAGACUUAGCUGUCUCUGUGUCCUCCAGCGACUUGUGCGUGGCUCCAGACGCAUUCAUCACCCAAGUGGCCAGCGAGCAUGGACUCGCCAAUAAAGAAAUCCUCAACUACUACCUUAGUUGCAGUUUGGAGCUACGCAACCCUUUCCAGCAGAAACUGUCCGCCAGCCACAAAGCGCUCGUUGAAAUGCAAAACAACAUGCAGCGCCUUCUGAAAUCGGCCUCCGCGGAAUCUCUGGCAACUUUAACGCAGAUCCGGGAGCAACUGAAGAAUGGAGAGAUUCACCUUCAUCAGCUUACCGCCUUGGUGGACUGCCGCAGCCUACACUUGGACUACGUGCAGGCCGCGACGGGCGUGUGCUACGACGGACUGGAGGGCUUCAUCUACCUGAUGCUCUUCUCCUUUGUGACGGCCCUUAUGUUCACCACCAUCCUUUGCAGCCUGCCUCACGCCUGGUCCAAGAUGCGCAGGGCGGAUGAGGACGGCGACUCAUUGGGCCGGGGCGGCAGGCACAACCAGGACAACCUGUACCGCGUUCAUAUGCCCAGCCUUUACAGCUGCGGCAGCAGCUACGGCAGCGAGACGUCCAUCCCCGCCACCGCACACACCGUUAGCAACGCGCCUUUGACAGAGUACAUGGCUCAGAACGCCAACUUUCCCAACUCCCGUGCGGAAAACACCCCCUUGAUUGUACAAGAGUCUCCCCCCCCCUCGUACACCUCCAGCAUGCGGGCAAAGUACCUCGCUAACAGGCGGCCAGAUCCCAACAUCCCCGCAUCAAUAUAGCCGGAAGCUGAACCAAAUGGCCACUUCGUCUUUAAAGUACCCCCUCACACCCUUUUUUUUUUAAAUUUUUUAAAUUUUAUUAUCUUACUGUUGGAUCACUUAUUCCUCACCUUUUGAUCCAGAUUCUUACCGUCACAUAAGCAGGAACUGGUCAAGACACAAGGAGGAUUUUUCCUUUUCUUUUCUUUUUUUUUUUUCUCUUGCUACCUGAAGUGAAGACCUUUCCAUUUUAGUGUCUUUGCUACUUUUGUCUUAACUCCGGUGUUUGGGACCACGAGUGCAGAUCUUACGAGCUUUACAGCAAAGUAUCUUUUUGUUGUUGUUGGAAGUCAUCCUACAGCACUCGGUAGCUGCCAAGCUGUGAAUUUGGACGAGUCAAUGAGCUGGCAACGAGAAAAAGGGGAGCAAACUGUUAAUACUUGAGACGUCGGCGUACUACUGGAAAAGGUUUCUCGCCGUUUCACUCCGGAAUUUUUGUUUUCAGGCAUCGCCACGUAACACAACUGUGACUUGUCCAGAUCUGCCUGGCAACAGCUUAGGCAGCUGUCAUGAUACAGCCGUUAACAGUUGAUUUGAUGUUUUUUUUUGGUUCUUGGUAGAGUUUCCAACUUUUUAUGCAUUGGCAAUGCAGUAUCUCACAAACAAAUGUGUUUUAGCAUUUCUAACAAAUAGAGGAAGGCGACCAGUUUACGCCCAUUUUGCGUCUUAUUUCGUUUGUAGGAGAAUUUACAGGCAGUGCCAAUUGAAAGUUUUAAAUGUCUUCAGUGAGCUGUUUUUUGUUCUGUUGCCCCCCCCCCCCCCCCCCAUCAUGUUUUAUGCUUUGUUUUUGUUCUGCCGUCAUGUUCUCUCUUGAUGUGUCAUUGCUGGAUGAUGAACAUUUAUUGUAAAAGACAAAACGUACCUGACUUUUACAUAUUUUGUUUUGAUCUACUUUUGAUUUUUAGAUUCUGAGGCCAGCACUUAGUGUUGCUUAAUUCAUGUCGAUAUGGUAGCUAUUUUCAUUUUUAAUCAGGAAUGUUCGCUGAAAUUGUUUUAUACAAAGUCUUAAACGUGUACCUGGAAGAAAAGGAACAAAACUGCUUAUAUUGAGUUUGACUGCCGUGUUAAAAAAAUAAAUGAAUCAAACCAAA